This is a messenger RNA of Strigops habroptila (Kakapo), 1418 nucleotides long. RefSeq names its product procollagen C-endopeptidase enhancer (gene PCOLCE). Gene Ontology annotation, molecular function: protein binding. The record is from RefSeq and is a predicted model, not a curated record. Lineage: Eukaryota; Metazoa; Chordata; Aves; Psittaciformes; Psittacidae. Bases 32 to 1363 code for a protein of 443 amino acids. The transcript has 8 exons.
CCCGCUGCCCUCCCCGCCGCCACUCGGCGCCAUGAGGAGCCGCCGCCGGGUCCCGGUGCCGCUCCCGCUGCUGUUGGCGCUCAGCGCCCUGUGCCCGGCCGCGGGACAGGACCCGGCCCCCAACGUCACCAGGCCGGUGUUCCCGUGCGGGGGGGAGCUCCGCGGCGAGUCGGGCUACGUGGCCAGCGAGGGCUUCCCCCGGCACUACCCGCCCAACAGCAACUGCACAUGGAGCAUCACGGUCCCCGAGGGGCAAACGGCGUCUCUCUCGUUCCGGGUCUUCGACCUGGAGCCGGACUCCCGCUGCCGCUUCGAUUCGCUGUCGGUGUUCGGGGGCCCCGGUCCGGCCCCGCCGCUCCUCGGUCGCUUCUGCGGCACGUUCCGGCCGGGACCGCUGCGGGCUCCCGGUAACCGGCUGCUCCUGCGGAUGGAAAGCGACGGGGCCACGGCCGGCCGCGGCUUCCUGGCCUGGUUCAGCGCCGGGCCCGGCCCGGGACACGAGCAUCAGUUCUGUGGGGGGCGCCUGGAGAAGCCGCAGGGGAGCCUCAGCACCCCCAACUGGCCCGAGGAGAACUACCCCCCCGGCAUCAGCUGCUCCUGGCACAUCCGCGCCCCCCCCGACAAGGUGGUGGAGCUGCGCUUCGGGAAGUUCGACGUGGAGCCGGACGCUCACUGCAGAUACGAUUACGUGGCCGUGUUCGACGGGGGCCGCUCCGACGAUGCCCGCAGGGUGGGGAGGUUCUGCGGGGAGGAGACCCCCGGCCCCAUCGUCUCCUCAGGCCCGGAGCUGCUGGUGCAGUUCGUGUCCGACCUGAGCGUCACGGCCGAUGGCUUCUCGGCCACCUACAUCCUGCGGAGCCGGGGCCCGGGGCCCCCCCCUCAGCCCGCCGAGGGGGGGGACGCGGCGGCCAAAGGCAAAGGGAAGCCCCCCCCGGCCCCCAGCCCCAAACCGCUGCCGCCGGCGGGGCCCGGCCCCGGCAGCCCCUGUCCCGAGCGCUGCCGCCGCGCGGGGUCGCUGCAGAGCAGCUUCUGCGCCAGCGACUUCGUGCUGACGGGGACGGUGAAGUCGGUGUCGCGGGGCCCCCCCCAGGAGCAAGGUUGGGCCGUGGUCUCCAUCCUGGGCCUCUACAAAGCGGGGGCCCUGGGGGUGCCCCAACCGGCCAAAGGGGCCACCCUGCGCCUGCAGCUGCCCUGCCGCCUCUGCCCCAGCCUCAAGAAAGGCUCCAGCUACGUCCUGAUGGGGCGGGUGGGGGAGGACGGGGGGGCGCUGCUGCCCCCCGACGCCUUCGUGGUCCCGUUCCGGCCGCAGCAGCAGCAGGUCCUGGGGAACCUCAGCAAGAGGCCGUGUCGGGGCAGCCCCUGAGCCCCCCCCGCGGGCCCCCCCCUCCAUAGAUGCAAUUAAAGGGCGCAAACACGGA